UCUUGAAUGACCUUAUUUUCUGCUAUAAAUGCACCUAUCUUCAAUUCCAUUCGCUUUAAUCUUAUGGUUUGGUAAUAAGCUUUGAAGCCUGUCUGAUCACUUCGUAUCGUCUUUUCCAUUUUUAAGAUGAUCUUCGACGCCAUUAAGGUUGCUGUUUAGCUGUCGAUCGAUAAUGGGAGGGUGUGUCUCGAGGCCAAACAAGAAGCUAAAAGCUAAGGCUAAGUGCUUCUACAAAUCGUGCCACCUUCGCCGGAGAAUCGCCCCCUCGAGCCCAUUUGCAGCCCCUCCCGACAUUCGAUUUUCUUGCCAAGAACACGUGUCCGAACAAAGCCAGUCAGAAACGUUGCAGGACGAGCAAUGGUUCGACUCGCAUAGUGUCCUAAACUCCGACUGCGACGACGACUUCAUCAGCAUCGCCGGAGACAGCGUCGCCUCUCUCGAUGUCCCCACGGAUUGCUCGACUAACAUUAACAUCUCUAGACACAUUUCAUGUUCCUCCAAGAGGUAUUCGGACAAUCCGAGAGCCGGGACAAUGCUCAAGCCGUCAGUGGAAGAAAUUCGAGGCCACGGCUAUUGGUGCCCCGUCGCGCCUUCUGUCUUUAAGCUGCGCGGAGAAAAUUAUUUCCGGGACAAAAAGAAACUCCCCGCUGCGAAUUUCUCGCCAUACGUACCUAUAGGCAUCGAUUUAUUUUCCUGUCCCCGGAAAAUAAACCACAUUGCGCAGCACGUCGAGCUUCCCUGUCUUAAAUCGCACCCGGAAGUUCCCUCGUUGCUGAUCAUCAAUAUUCAGCUUCCGGCUUAUCCAGCUUCGAUGUUCCCCGGGAACAAUGACGGCGAAGGUAUGAGCCUUGUGGUGUAUUUUAAGGUAUCGGAUGAUUUUGACCAAGUUAUUUCUCCGGCGUUUUUGGACACUCUGAAGAGGUUUACGGAGAAUGAGAUGGAAACCACGAAAGUGUUCGGAAGGGAGACUGUGGUUGCUUACAGGGAGAGGCUGAAAAUUAUGGUUAAUCCGGUGAAUCCCGACGAGCUUGGAUUGAGCUCUGCCGAAAAAAAGCUCGUGCAGGCGUACAAGGAUAAGCCGGUGCUGUCGCGGCCGCAACAUGCUUUUUUUAAGGGGUCGAAUUACUUUGAGAUCGAUCUUGACGUGCAUCGGUUUAGCUAUAUAUCAAGGAAAGGAUUCGAAGCACUACGGGGACGGCUCAAACAAGGGAUACUUGAUCUUGGAUUGACUAUUCAGGCUCAGAGUCCCGAGGAGCUACCGGAGAAAGUUUUGUGUUGCGUGAGAUUGCUCGGGAUCGAUUUUGUGAACGUAGGUGAAAUUCCAGCACUUGUCACGACUCCGGGUGGUGAUGAAUGAAUAGUUUUAUAUCUAUCGAGUUGAGUAAGUUUGAUUCGACUUCGAGAUUGUGUUGUUUUUUCGAAAACAACUAAUAAUAUGAGAAGUUGAUUGUAAGAAAAAAACAAGGUUACUCGUCUAAGAUGUAUCCCCAUCUUUGUGCUAAAUAACAUCAUUCUUUAAU
Messenger RNA from Andrographis paniculata, 1520 nucleotides. RefSeq lists its product as uncharacterized. The transcript has 9 exons. NCBI's taxonomy places the organism in Eukaryota, Viridiplantae, Streptophyta, Magnoliopsida, Lamiales, Acanthaceae. The record is from RefSeq and is a predicted model, not a curated record. The coding region runs from base 173 to 1357 and encodes 394 amino acids.